AUGACCACCACACUUGCGACUGCCACGCUUGUUGGAACCGCCUCGACCAUGAAAACUGUUGCAGCAGUUGACAGUCACUGUCCAACAUGCGGGUAUGGCGAGGAGCAUGACCCCUCUGAGGCUCAGCUACGGAUCCAGGAGCUGGAGGGGCUAGUUCAAGAUCUGACGCAGCGCGCGGCGUUUACUGCGAACAAACUUGCAGACUACGAAGACGAGAUCCGUCGUUUACGCGCUUCUCAAUCUCACUCGCACUCACGAACCCAAGUCGCCUCCGAGACACCGACACCAUGCGCGAGUUCCACCCUGCCCCCAACCUCCUCCCACACCGACAAAUCUACACUCUCACCGACUCAGACCCCAAGCACACCUGAUGCAACCUCCCAAACCUCUUCCCAGCCAACCUACCACAGCCGCCUCUCAACUCUAACUUCCCUCCUUCCUUACCGCCGUGGGAGUUCACAAGCUUCUUCAGCCCCCGCGGCUGUCCCCAUCCCCGCUCAUCCAACAACCCCCACCUCAUUACCACCUAGCGCCCUCCAAACACAAACCUCCCCAGCCAGCAGCGAAACGAACACAGAGCUCCAAGAUGCGUUAUCGCGCGAACAAGACCUUCGCAAAGCAGCCGAGUCGCAACUUUCGCUGGCUAGUACGGAACUGGAAGAAUUAACAGUGCAGCUGUUUAGCCAGGCGAAUGAAAUGGUUGCGCAGGAGCGAAAAGCACGCGCAAAGCUUGAAGAACGAGUUGCUGUGCUUGAAAGAAGGGAUAUAGAGAAACGAAGUAGAUUGGAGAGGCUGGAGAAGUCUAUGGCGAGAGUAGAGAGGCUGAAGGCCUUGGUUGGCUAA
This is a messenger RNA of Penicillium angulare, 843 nucleotides long. RefSeq lists its product as uncharacterized. Gene Ontology annotation, cellular component: Golgi to plasma membrane transport vesicle; cell tip. The record is from RefSeq and is a predicted model, not a curated record. Lineage: Eukaryota; Fungi; Ascomycota; Eurotiomycetes; Eurotiales; Aspergillaceae. Gene Ontology annotation, biological process: exocytosis. Gene Ontology annotation, molecular function: guanyl-nucleotide exchange factor activity. The coding region runs from base 1 to 843 and encodes 280 amino acids. The transcript is spliced from 2 exons.